Messenger RNA from Tarenaya hassleriana, 1587 nucleotides. RefSeq lists its product as uncharacterized. The coding region runs from base 230 to 1231 and encodes 333 amino acids. The record is from RefSeq and is a predicted model, not a curated record. The transcript has 7 exons. NCBI's taxonomy places the organism in Eukaryota, Viridiplantae, Streptophyta, Magnoliopsida, Brassicales, Cleomaceae.
GGGUCUUUCUCUAUUUGUCGGUCCCUUCCCUCCUUUCCUCUUUCCGCAGACGCAACAAGAAAAAUCCAGAAACGGAAUCCUAUUGUGUCCGAUUCAAGCAAAGUGAUUGUCUUUAGCAAUUUUCCGGGAAAAUCCGAGAAAACCCAGGAGAGAGAGAGGAGAGGAUUUGUUUCUGGAGGAGACAGAGAGAGAAUACGGAGAGGAUAUGGUGGGAUGAAGGCGGAGGGAGAUGGCGAGAGGAGGAGAAUGGGUCGGAGGACGGUGGAGCUACGGAGGAGGAGUUACCGGAGGCGGGUUUUUCUCCCGCAAGAAGAUCACUCUCCUUGUUUGCUUUCUCAACAUUCUCGUCGCUCUUUAUGUUCUUCGCUCUCGCUAUGUUUCUUCUCUUCACCUCUAUUCUAAUAAUGAGCAGGUCGCAAAGUAUACAGCGGAUGAGACUAGGAAAAUGGAGGAAUCUAUCCGGAUCCGUAGAUCGAAGGAGCCCAUUGAACUUGUUAGAUUGGUGAAGAAGCUGAAUCAUGAGUUCUCCAUUGAAGAACCAAGGAUUGAAUUAUCUCAGCCCGUAAAACAGAGAAUAGUCGACCAGAUCUUGCACCGUUUGAAGAGCUUAGACGAGAAAUUGAAUGUUACCCAACAGAGAGAAGCUGUAGAAAAUUGGCGCCAGGAAAAAUUGAAGGAAGUCAAAGAGCUGAGCUUGGGAAGUGAAGGGACAAAUUCAACCAUCUUACAAGAAGCAGGGAUGCUUGCAAGAGCGCUCGAGUCUGAGUGGGAUGUGCUGUCUGAAGAGAUUGGUCUUUGGUUACCAGCUGAGGUUUUCAACGUAGAACACGAUGAUAAACCCGAGGGCGAAACUGAGCCUGAGGAGGUCCUUGCGGGUAGACCAAUCCCGGCUCAAUGCAACGCUGAACUUCACACGGACUAUGAUGGGGCUGCUGUGAGAUGGGGACUAACCCAUCAUAAAGAAAGUGCGGCCGAAUGUUGCCAGGCUUGCUUAGACCAUGCAAAGCGUGCUAAGCCCGGGGAAUUGAGAUGCAACAUAUGGGUUUAUUGUCCAUCUGAGUUCGGAUGCUAUUCUCCUGAUAUUUACGAACACAAGCAUCAGGAAUGCUGGCUUAAAUACGCAGAGAAGCCGAAGCUGAACUUCAAGGACAGAUAUUCGGAGUCAUACAGAAACAACCAUCCGAAAGCUCCUGUGAUUGUUCCGUGGGUGUCGGGUGUUGUAACCGCUUGAACAGUCAUGUCACGGCGAUAUUCAUCGGAGACAAGCUUGUUUGGGACACUGUAGGAAGAAGUUUUGGUCUUACGCUUGUGUCUUUUGACGCUUAGAAAAUUGAUGGACCAUUGUUGCUGGGGUUACAUAUUAGAUAAUGGAAUGCCUUUUCUGUUUGGUCGAGUAUGCAAAGCAUUGUCUUUUCAAACUCUCUUCUACCUGACAUUGUUUCACAAGAUGUCCUUGACAGUUGACACUUCGUCUGUGUGUUUUGUUGUUUUUUUUUUGGGAGCGAGCAGUUAAUUUAGUUAUGGGCUGAGGGAUUAACCAAGAACAUUUUGAGCCCGAUAUGAAUCUAAGUUAAUGUUUGUUUCUCC